AUGUCCGCCUCUGACCAUCAAAACGUAUUCCCAGGGCCUCCCACCGGCUUCUCCGAGUUUCAAACCGUCGUGCGCCCGGGAGACGCAUCGCGCCUCCGCAGGAGCGCGACCGACAGGCCCUAUCCCUCGUCUUCGUCUUCCACCGACCCCCCCAAGACGGAUAACGAGGAGAUUGUGGAGCCGUGGAAGACGAACCUAACUCGACGGCAGACUUGGAACGACAAGUCAGAUAGCGAGGAGAUUGUGAAGGCGUGGAAGCCGACCCCGAAUCGUCGGCAGAGUUGGAAUGAGCAGGAGAUGCGACAUCAAUUCCAGUCCCAUCUGUUCAACCUGGAGGAGGGGAAGAAGACGGGGUUCACGGAGGUGUCGCACGAGGUACAAUGA
Molecule: messenger RNA, 384 nt
Organism: Aspergillus terreus NIH2624
Lineage: Eukaryota; Fungi; Ascomycota; Eurotiomycetes; Eurotiales; Aspergillaceae
Exons: 1
Coding region: 1-384 (127 amino acids)
Source: RefSeq, a predicted model, not a curated record